AACAAGAAAGGCAACCUGUUGCGUGUGUGACGCCGUCCCGGAAUCAUUUUCUUUUCGUGCUUCAUUUUUUUGGUUGGAUUCAUUUUUUGGGUUCGCUGUUUUUUGAUUUUAUCCUUCCAGAAAGCUUCCGGUGGCGCGGAGUUCGGUCUCAGUUUGUAAUGUUUGUGGAAAUGUACCCGUUCGUUGUGAUUUUAUGUUAUAAAUUUUACGUGUGCCUCGAGGAAUAGUGUUUUAAACGUGAACAAAUUCUACGUGCAUGAGAGAGUGUUGUGCUGGAACUGGGAGAUGAGCGUAAUGGCGACGACGACGACGGCAAAGAUGAAACCAUCAACAACAACAACUGAAUUUCUGCCCGGAGACGGGGCGGAUUUGGGUUCGCAGAAGAAACUGGCCAGUGUCAGCAGUGAACAGGAACAGGAUGAUCUGGAUCUAUUCCUGAGUGAAAUCACAGUGCAAUUUGAUGACGGAGUGCAAACAUUGUACGUUGGCCCCGUCGAGAUUGUUGAUGAUGAUGAUGAUGAUGAUGGUAAUGAUGACCAUGACGACGAUGGUGACGGCAAAGGUAGUGAUGAUGCAGAAGGUGAAGUUACUCCAAAAGUUGAACAAACAUCAGAGGUAGAUAGCAUGACCGAACCUGAGCAGCAACCAAUUGCAGAUGCCUCCCCCACUUCGGCCCAAGAUAGUGAGGUCGUACAGCAUGAUGACGUCACUGAACAAGACGCCGAUGUUGAUCUUAUAAUCUCAGAAGCAGCAUUAGCAUCAUUAACACCAGCCACGGGCGACGCGGCGGAAGCGACUCAACCAGAAGAAAGCAGCAUACAACAACUACCACAGCUUCCGUUGGCGUUGAUUACUACGACUACAAUUAUGACAACGACGCCGCCGCCAUCACCACCGCCACAACCGGCGAGUGAUGGUGAUAUUGCUGUUGCACCGGCUGGGGGUGGGGAACCUCCCAAGGAGGCGGUAGAUUCAGCAAACGACGACCGUCUCCAUCAUUUGACAGCAGCUGCUGUUGUUAUUGAUCCGAAAAAUGGAGAAGAUUCGCAGACAGUCUCGAAUGAAGAUCUGAACAAACAACCAGACCUCAAUGCGAAAACAUCUCCGCUGAAGUCUUGUUCUACAACGCCAACAGCAGCGUCGCUACCGUUCGAGAUCGUAACGUCCCCGGUGAAGACUACGGCCAAGCCAACGGCUAUUAUUUCACCCACCACAAAGCGCAAAGAUUCGGAAGAUCCGCAGCCUGAGCCACAGCAACAGCGGGAACAGUCACCUCCAGCGGAACCACACUCACCGCUAAAUUCACCAUCCAAGCAGCCGAAAGUUGCCACGGAACAUCCGAUCAAAGAAGAGAUCAAGCAGCUUUCGCCGGUUGUUCCAACCGCUGCUACCGAGGAGAAUCGAUUGGUUAAGAAGCUGGAAGAGGAACAACAAGCAUCGAGGGAAGCACAACUGGUCGAAGAGGAAGAGGAAGAGGAGAGUCCCGAAGGGGAGCUUAUUGUGCCGGACGUGAUAGUGCCCGGAACGUACGAUAAGGAUUCUUCGCCAGCCGGCAGCGAUAGCGGAAUCGAAAAUGAAGGUACGGAUCUGAGUAAGAUUGCCUCACAGGAAGAGGAAGAAUCAGAGUUGACACUGAACGAGACUGUAAAGAACAUUCCAGGGGAAAUUAUCGUAGGCGGAAGCGACGAGGGCCAGGGAGAACUGGUCGCGAAAGAGAAUACUCAAGUGGUAGUACUAGAAGAAAUAGUGAUUCAGGGGGCAAAGGGUAAGCUUAUUAAGUGUGCACAAUGUGCGAUGUGUUUUAGGAACGAACUGUGGUACAAGAAGCAUCUGAUGAAUUACCACGGCAUUGAUCUGAGUAACAUUGCUCACUUCCUCUCGAAUCUGCAAACAUUGGAUGAGGGCAUUCAGGAUGGAGACGGAACAACGGAGCAGGAAUUCGAAGGGUUCCAGCUGCAGGAGGAUGAGGCGCCCGGUGGCAAUAAUGAUGCAACCGAUAAGACUGAAGAUGCUGGAGAGAGUAGCAAGCGAAAGAGUGAAGAGUAUGCGAAGGAAGCCGUCAAGAAAGUUCGUGAGCAGGACGCUUCGUCAACGCCAAGUCCGGCGACGUUGCAAAUGUACCCGGAGGUAAAAUUGUCCACCAGCAAUGGAAAACCUAAGGCUGGACGACGGCGUAAGGAAAAAUUGGUUCUAAUAAAUUCGGAUGCAGAUAUGCGAAUCAAACAUGAGUACGGUCCGGCGGCUGUUCAUUCGGAAGAAUCAACGAGUAGUUCGUCGCAAUCGUCGCAGCCUCUGAUGAACAACAUGUUCGUUGUUAAAUAUCUCGAACAGGCAGCUAUGAUGGCCGGAACCAGCGGAAUGGUAGAUAUGCCAGGCAUGAACAAGGAAAAUUCCAAAUACAGCCAAAUGAAGGAUCCGCUGUCCAUCGAAGAACUUGACGAUGGGAUGACUCCCUUCGAGCGAUCGAAGAUCGUCGAAACAAGCAACGAAGAUAAAACAACGUUUACAUGCAGUAUUUGCGAAACCGCAUUCGAAGAUCGUCAAACGAUCCAAGACCAUGUGAAUAUCGUCCAUAAAGACGUGAAACGGCGCAGCUGUCCGCACUGUGGUCGGACAUUUACCCAAACCGGUGACCUAACGCGGCACGUACGAAUUCACACCGGAAUCCGGCCGUUCAAAUGUCCCUUCGACGGGUGCGAAUAUGCAUUCAUCUCGUCCGGCGAUCUGCACAAGCACGUCCGUCGGCACAAUCAAAUGAUCAAUCCCAUCCCCAAGCCACACGUUUGCGACAAAUGUGGCAAGGACUUCGAACGGGGCUACGAUUUGAAGCGACACAGCUCGAUGCAUGCCAAGGACGACCCGAACUUCCGGGGCUUCAACUGUGAACUGUGCGGUAAAAUGUUCGCCCGAAAGGACCAAUACCGAGCCCACACAUAUCGGCACAUUGGCUACAAGCCACACAAAUGUGCCCAAUGCGACAAAACCUUCUCCGAUGCCAGCAACUAUGCCAAGCAUGUUAAGGUUCACGUCACGGAUGGAAUGGAGCUAUUUUGUCAUCAUUGCGAGAAAGGAUUUAAGAACAAGAUGGCCAUCUCCAAGCACGUCCUCCGGUGCAAGUACAAAUCGUCAACACGCAAAACAUCCUCGCGAAAAAAGAAGCAAACCAUAAUCAAGAAGGAGGAGCCUGAGCCUGAGUUGGGACUGAAGUCGCGGCCGGAGGUGGAACCGGCACCCAGCGUCAGCACGAUUUAAUCAAUCUCUCCGAGGCAUAGCUCGCUUCGCAAAUAUCAAGUACUCAGAAAAUGGAAGGUAACAUUAAAAUGGCAGCAGCGACAACAGCAAUAGCAUUGUAGCAGAAGGUGUGUACCCGGAAAUCUCCCGCCCCUAUUGGUAGGUUUUAGUGAGUAGCAGGGGAGUUGUCUACUUAAUUAUUAUUUUUUUCUAGAUUUAUGUUAGAACUAGUGAGUGCGGAACUGAAAGUUUUCCUCCAACAAAUCGCUCUUAUUUUUUAUAAGCGUACCUAGUUUUACAAGUCCGGUUUAUUAUCUGUAACGUUUUACUUCUUUGUAGCCCCCUGUCCAGAGGGGUUGCACAGCUGGAACUGAAAAUGGAAGACAUCCUUAUUUUUAUAACGACCUAUUUAUUAUUGAGUUAGCAAAACUGCAAUCAGCAAUCACUAAACAAAAACACGCUACCGUGAAGGUACCAUAUUAGACGCAGUUGAGGAAAUAUAAAAUUAAAUGUUUAUGUAAAAAAUCAACACUCUUUGAACUUUUGCGGGCCACUAUUUGAAAUAUCUAAUAAUAGGGGAAAAAUAUACAACUGGCUAAAUUUUUUUGAAAAACUAACUUGAUAUCGUACACCGUGUGCCUAAUAAUUAAGCACAAAUUUUCUUAUGUUCCUAAUUUGACGCACUAUAAAAAAGUAAUAGAUUCAAUCAAUAAUGAUGGAUUGUUGCAGAUUUCGUUAAAUACGUAGCGGGUACAUAACAUUCUAAAGUUUAUUUUAUGAGUUAUGGCUUUUACGGAACAUAUUUAGACCAUGUCGUAGACAUAGCUUUAUCGACCAAGCAUAGCCAUGUUAAACUUGCAUUCUGGUUUUUCGUGAAUAUGUCAUAAGGUUUGCAUUGUCCAUGAAAGAGCCAUUUAAUCAAAUCAAGACAGUUCUUCCUGUUGAUCUUUAAAAAAAAAUAGUAAUGUGUUAUCAAGAAAGAUUAAUCAGUGCAUAUCUAGAGAUUUUGAGACCUUUCAGUGAAUGGGCUAGGUUUGGAACAUGAUAAAUAACGGGUCCCAUACAGUUGAUCCAAUUGUUAAUUGAUUUUCUGAUGAUUUGUCUUUCUUUCGGAUUCUAUGUUUUGGAC
Molecule: messenger RNA, 4360 nt
Organism: Ochlerotatus camptorhynchus
Lineage: Eukaryota; Metazoa; Arthropoda; Insecta; Diptera; Culicidae
Exons: 2
Coding region: 286-3252 (988 amino acids)
Biological process (GO): regulation of transcription by RNA polymerase II
Molecular function (GO): RNA polymerase II cis-regulatory region sequence-specific DNA binding; DNA-binding transcription factor activity
Source: RefSeq, a predicted model, not a curated record